AUGACCUUGGACUCCAUCGACCUCGAACGCAUUGAUCAAAGCCUCUGGACAUUCCUUGAACAAGGGAAAAUGCAUAAAGUAGAAGAAGACUGGGCCGAAUUCGUUCUCAAAGGCCAUCAGGAGCAAAACUUCCACGACGACCUCGAGACCUCGGGCUGUAUCAGCGUCGAAGCAGAUGUGUGGCUAUUCGACGAUGACUUUUUCGUCGGUCAUAGCGUGAAGAGCUUGACUCCUCGGUCCACACUCAAGACCAUGUAUCUUAACCCUCUACAUCGUAUCCUGGAAGCGGCGAACAGAGAUCCGGUCAUCGGAAGCGUGGCCAGUGAUGGCAAGCAAGGCGUGUUUGCUACCGAUUCAGCACAAACACUUGUUCUGCUCGUUGAUUUCAAGACCAAUGGUCCGGAGACAUACCUGAAAUUGCACGAACAGCUGGAAGGACUUCGCAAUGCCGGAUGGCUCACGCACUGGAAUGGAACGAAUCGUGUGGAGCGACCGAUCACUAUAGUCGUAUCUGGCAACGCACCUUUUGAUGUGAUCGCAAACUCCAACACGACAUAUCGUGAUGUCUUCUACGAUGCCCCAUUGACAGCCCUAGAAGCUGAUGGCGAUCCGGUAACAAACACAUCACCUGCAGCGACCUCGUCAGAUUGGGACAUUGGUGUGCUACGCUACAAGUACAACCCGAGCAACUCAUGGUACGCAUCCAGCAAUGUCAAGGCUGUUGAUCGAAGCAUUUCUUUCUGGUUUGCAGUCACUCCAGACCAGAUUGAAGAACUCGCACAGCAUAUACGCAAGGCUGAAACCAGGGGACUGAGAUCCAGAUACUGGGGUACGCCCAGAUGGCCACGUUCACUGCGCGAUCAGAUUUGGCAAGUGCUGCUGCAGCAGGGUGCCAGUGUCUUGAACGUUGAUGAUCUGCGGGCUGCAAGAAAGGGAUCAUGGGGUCGUUGGACGUAG
This is a messenger RNA of Aureobasidium vineae, 957 nucleotides long. The record is from the annotation of a GenBank genome assembly. Lineage: Eukaryota; Fungi; Ascomycota; Dothideomycetes; Dothideales; Saccotheciaceae.